GCCGGAUCCCGAAAACCUCAUCAAAGUUACCAUUGAAAAGUAUUACAAAAAUUUUCUUGGGUAGAAGCAUUUUGGUAAAUUUCACGGUGGUCGUCAAAUUCAUCAUCAUGGCCAGAGAAAAUAUGGAAUUUGUUUCCGAAGAAAUUCUGUGUGAAGUGGAUGUGUUUUGAGUGUGGUGUGUUGAGUGAGCCAUUUCCACGGGUGAGCACCUGUGUGAAAGGAAUAUUGCGACGGAGCUGGUGAAAAGCAGCGGGCAGAAGAAGCCUGGGAUGAGAAAAAAGUGAAAAUGUCAAUUGACGAAUGUCGACGAAGGAGUUCUUUUUCCAUUGUUUGGUUGUGAGAAAAUCCAGUGAAUUACUGUGCUUUUGCCACCAAGGAACCCAUCCACGAUCCCAGGAUCACCGUCCACCGAGGAUUUCAAAUGAGCGGCAUCGUGAAGAGUUGAAAGUAGAUUUACAUGGAUUUAUUAUUAAUUAAACAACAAUCACAUGAAUAGUGUUGGAAUUAGCCGAGAGAUUAGUGGAUGAGAAGAGGACAAUGUCUGUGAAAUAGCCUCAGUGGAAAUUCAUUAAGGUGUCGAUGUUGCAUGUAAUUUCUUCAAAAUUGAAUAAUGAAGUCAAUUGAACAACAAGCGAGUGUAACGUAAAACCAAAUCAACAAGAAAAAAAUCUACAAAACAACUCGAAAAAAAAAUCAACGAAGGAAAAAUCUCAAACACUAAAAUUUUGUGUAUGUGUUCUUUUUUUUUUUUGAAGUUUAAGUGAUCAAGUUUUUUUUUCUACUGUUGUUUCUCUCUCUGGUAGAGAGAUUCAAUAAAAUCAAGGAAUUAGAGACGAAGAAGAAGGAAACAAAAAAUCAGUGAGACAUUAUUAAAGACAGUGAAGCGAAAAGUGGAGGAUAUUUCUGCAAAUUGCAGAUUCCCAGAAAUUUAUCAUCAUAACUCAGACAUGAUGGAAGUCCAAUCGCAACGAUUUUCACGAUAUUCAACACCAAUCACAUCAGCCUGUUCAUCAUUCAUCACGUCGGACUUUUACAAAUUCCUGGCCCGAUUCUCUGGUCGCAGACGACGUAGCCUAAAACAGUGGAAAUAUUCAAUUGUACCAAUUCUUCUCUUGUGUUUCUCAACAUUCUUCAGUGGCUCAGAUGCCUGCUCGAGUCGAACGACACCCAAACCGAGACCUCCUACCCCAACAUCUAGACCAAAUAUUACAUUCCAUACGUAUAAAUGUCCACCGGCCUAUGCUGCUUGGUAUUGUCUUAAUGAAGCUACGUGCUUUACUGUAAAAAUAGGAGAUUCUUUACUAUAUAAUUGCGAGUGUGCCGACGGUUACAUGGGUCCCAGGUGUGAGUACAAGGACUUAGAUGGAUCCUACCUGCCUUCACGACCAAGGGUUAUGCUGGAGACGGCGAGUAUAGCGAGCGGAGUAGCUGUGGCUUUCCUGCUCGUGGUAAUUCUCUGCAUUGUCUUCUACAUGCGCUGGACCAGACGCCAGAAAGAGCGUCUUGGGGCAGAGGAGAAUGGCAAUGGGUGUGAUGUUGUAGAUGGCCGGAAUCGGAUGGCAGAGGCUGGCGGGGUAAAUCCUGAGAGGAGGCCCUUUGGGCCACAUCACUACCACAAAGUGUCCCUCAGUGAGGCCCUCAAGAGAUAGACUAGCGAAUUUACAGCACCCCCCCAAGAGAGUAAGUUUUUUUAUUGAGUUUUUAAACUCUCAAUCGAAUGAAAAAAUGAGAAUAACAAAUGAAAAAAAAGAAUGAAUAAAUUGUUCUUUAGCGUUGUGUGAGAAAAUUGUGGAGUAAUUUUCUCCCAAAAGAGGUUAAGAAUCGAAGGAGGAAAACUCCUCCAAAACUCUAAUUAAUAAAAGAAGAAAAAAAACUUUAUAUAAAACACACAAAAAAUGGAAGAAAGAAAAAGUCAACGAGAUGUUCUGUAUUUUUUAGGUCGUAGUAUUAUUAUUUUUAGUUGAUUGUUUUCAUUAACUAUAGUUCCCUUUUUUUAUUAAUUCAUUUUCACGAUAAGCAAUUUUUUCUAGUUGGUAAAAAAAAUGAAGAAAAUGCAAGAAAUAAAGCAUGAAAGAAAUUAAAAUAAAACUACUUAGAAAACACGAGAAACUACACACAGAAAAAAAAUCACACACCUUGACACUCUCUAUUCUCUAUCCAAUUUAAUUAUUAAAAUAUUCUAUUUAUUGUAUCCUAUAAAAGAAAAUAUAGAUUAGAGAGAUGAAAGUAAAAUACACGACACACAAUAUUAACAAGAAAAAAAAAACCCAAGACAAGAAGUAUAAUGCAAGAAAAACUUGGCAAAAAAAUCAAGCAUACUCUUAAGCAUUUUAUGUAAAUAUUUACAUAUAAAACAGAUUCAUUCACAAUUAAUUUAUUUGCUUAUAAUUCAUUUAUUAUUAUAUAAAAAAAGAAUCCAUUCUCUUAACUAAAAAAAAAAAACAAAAAUUAGGUGUUAAUUGAGGCGCGAGAGAAAGAUUAAUUGCGAGAUGAUGAGAGUUGAAAAACAAGAAGCAUUUUUUCUAUAACAAAUGUGUACAUAUAUAGAGCAUCCCUUUCCUAAAUUAAUUGGGAAGAUGAAAAGCAUGAGAAAGAAACAUUUUAGACUCCAAAAAGUGCAUUAAAAAAUUUUUCAGAAAAAACACAUUUUUCUAUAGGAAUGUUUUUUUUUAAAUAACGAUUAUAUAGAAAGUAUUCUAAAAAAAAGAAGACGAGAAUAAAAUUUAUACACUAAUCAACUAUAAGGAAAGUCUGUUUUCAGAUCUCGAAUUCUUAUUAAAAAGAUAAUAUUAAUAUUUAAAAUAAUUCUGUGAAUUCUUUGGAGAAUUUUGCAGGAUAAAGUUAUUGGAUUUACACUAUGCAAUAAUUUUGGACUUUUUUUUACGUAUUUGAGUUGAUAUGUUAUUUUUGUGAUUGAUUGGGGCGAAUUAUUUAAGAUAGGGCUUAUCAAUCUGAUCGGAUUUUGCUUUCGUGCCUGUCAUCUUGACAGUUCCUUUUUCUGUUUUUUUAGUAUGUCAAAUUAUCAUAGCUCUGAUUCUACUGAAUUGAUUUUAUUAAUCAAUUGAAAAAGGUUGAAGGUCGUCAUAUAGUCAAGAAUUAUCUAGAACUAUUGAUGUUUUUUAAAUCCUUAGACAAGGAAAAAUUGCAUUUUUAGCCAUUUUAAGCAUGAACCAAUCUAAAACCGAACACUGAGAAAAAAGAGGGUGCGAUUAACUUUUUUUCCUCGUAACUUUAACACUUAUUAGGUGUAAAAAUAUAUCAACAUUUUUUAAUGUUAAUUUUACACCUUUUUAAGGGUAAAAUUAAAAUGAAAAAGGGUAACUUUAACCCCCAAUACACCUAAAAAGGGUAAUAUUUACACCGAUUUUGGAUCAAUACUGCAGGGUAAAAUUAACAUUUCCGGAAUGUUAUUUUAACUUUUACGGAUUUCUCUCAGUGAAAGCGAUUUUAAAAUUUUUCUUUUGCACUUUGAGAGUUUCUUUGAACUAUCAUCGUAGACCUCCCUAAACAGACUCUGCCUGAUCGUCGAGAAUAUUUAAUCCGUGAAAUUUGAUAGUAAACGAUCACCCCGAAUUCUCAUACACUGAGAAUUUAUGAUCAAUGAUUAGAGGUUAUUUGCAAUAAUUUUCUUUGAUUGAUCCUCUACAUCUACACAGAAAAAAAUAUUUAGAAAAAUUGUUAGUAGUUUGUGUUUGUUAAAAGUUCGUAAAAUUUGGUACUUUAUCCACAAAAAUUAUUUGUAACAAAAACAUUAUUUGUAACAUAGAUCAAAUGCAUAUUAAAAUGUAAAUCCUGAUACGAUAAGGAUCAAUGCAACUGACGAUGUAUUAAGGGGAUAGCCUGAAUUGUGUAAAAUAGCCCUUCUCACAAUUUUCUUGAUUUUUUCAAGAACAAGGAAAUGAUAAAGCUUCAUCAGAUUUUUAGUACAUAUUAUUGAUACUUAUUUAAAGUUCUUAAAUAAUGUUUUUUUCGAAAAAAAUGCAAAAUAGCGGAUAAUGAGAAGUUCACUGGAGUGCCUUGUCGAAGCAUUCCUGAUAGAUUGGGAAUUGUUAUAAAUGUGCGAAAAAAAUAAUCUAAACAAAAAUUCAAGUGUCACAGUUAAACAAAAAAGAAAAAUCAGAGAAAAUCGUCCACUUGAAACUUUUUAAUAGUUUUUUUUUAAUUUGGGAUAAAGACUUUGAUAUGCUGUAAGCGAAUUUAAUUCUGAAGACAAAUAAGGCUAGUUGUUUUAUUCGAUCAAUAAGUUUCUUUUUAUGUUCUAGCCCGCCAAUUUGACAAAAUCGUAAAAAUGAGAAGAAGAGAAAACACAAUUCAAAGUUUUGGAUAUCGGUUCGAGCAUUUGCAAAUCUGCUGGGCGCUCCUUUGCUUUCGACUCAGUAUCUUUCGAUACGAAAUUAUUUCAUAUUGGCUUCUGAUUUUUACUUUGUUAUAUUCUUGGUGUAAGACGAAUCGGUCCCGCGGCUAAAGUCCCUGCCGCUAUUUUGAAUCCCUAAAGACUGAUUUGGUACAAAAUGUGCCUUGUCUCUAGGGUCAGCCCUCUGAAUGGGAGGUGAAGGGUGUACAUCUUUAGGGGAGACUGGGGCAAAAAGUCACAAAGAAAAGUCCCACCGUGAGACAUUAGAAAUUACUUCGCUUUUUGUUACUUUUUGCUCUAUACCUUUUGUUACUUUUUACCCCUAGUGGCCAUUUUUAAUAAAAGGAUUUCUGAACAAAAGAAAUUUUUGUGAAAUUCUAAAAUAGAUAGCGGAUCCGUAUUCAAAAAAUCCAAAUUAUUUAGAAAAUAUUCACCAGUGCAUCAAUUUUGGAAAAUAAGUAGGUAAUAAUUGUUAUCUUCUGCAAGGAAAAUAUUUCAAAAAUAGGGCUAAAAAUUUCGAUAUUUUUUAUUUUCUAAAUUCCUUGUUUAAAUUCUAAGAAACUUACGACAUUGGAGAAGCUCUAUGGAGGCUAUCUACAGAAAAAAAAAUUGAGCCGCUAUCUUUUUUACCUUGGAAGAUAUUGAAUUUUGAAUUUUUCGAUUUGUAACUUUUUGCCCCAGUCUCCCCUGCCGCUUAACAAUGAACAUGCCUUCUGAUGGUCAUGAAGCACUCAUGCCUUCCGAAGGUAUAACGCUGUACCAGAUUGUCAGUGAACCCUGACCUGUGAAUACGUUAAACACACCCUUAACAAGAGUAACCUUGUUGUACCGCCACAUUAGAUCACAUUAGAUAGUUUCGGAUAUAUCCAGCGAGACCAUUUCACAAUCUGUUGAUCAAAAAUUUUCCAGCUAAGGAAUUAAUCAAACUCCUGCAAAAAUAUCCCAAAUUUGGACGUCCAUGUAGUUUUUAAUCAUUCACAAGAAUCGGUUUUUUAUUGAUUCUAGAUAGCCUAAAAAAAUUGUUUCAAAAAUUGAGUCUCAAAUGACGUGAAAGAGUUAACUAAGCAAAAUCCGAAUUAUUUUUUAAAAGUUCACUUAAGCAACACAAAAAUCUCCUAGUAACAGAUUUUACGACCAAAGGAAACUUGGACAAGAAAUGUUACCGGAAUUAGAAGAAAUUCAAGUGUAUAGAGGGUUCAAGGCAAAGUUUCUGCUAAAGAAAGAAAUCUGUUUAGUUGAAUCUGAGCUGCGAUCAUUUAUGUAAUAAAAAAAAAGAUGACAGAAAAUUAAUUUGCGUAGAUUACGGAUUCAGAAGCAAAUUUCGAUCAAAAAGAUAAGAAAUUUCGUAAAUAAUUGGACUUAAUAAAAAAAUAGCAUAAGACCUCAAAGAUAAAUCACUGUUGCAUAGUGUUAUUUACAAAAACGAUAACAUUUUCCCAGUCACUUUUUUUUUACUCACACUCAUAACACUCAAAACACAGUAUAACAUUUUAUUAACUUAAAUAGUGACUUUGUACAUAAUGUAUACAUUAUUUAAAAAAAAAGAAAAUAAAUCAUUCAAAGAAAGAAAAAUGGAUAAAAUGAUGGAAAUUUUAAAUCAAACAUCAAGCUUUAAGUAAGACAAAAGAAAAUCAAGAAGAAAUAAUCAAAAUGGUUUGAAGUCAAAUUAAAAAGAGAAAUAUUAAAAUUACCACGAUUUAUUCAAAUAAACUUUUUAUUUGUUAAUCAACAAAGAAAAGUACGACAGCUAUCUUAGGAAUUAAGUGCUUGAAUCGUGGAGAUCACAUAAAUUCAUAAAUAAUAUUAACAAUUCUUAACAUUUUCUAUUAGUAUUCAAAUAGUGGAUUAUUGAAAGUUAAAUAAAAAAUCGAAAGAAUUGAGAAAACAGUGCCGUACCAAAAAAAAACACAAUAUAAAAUUGAACAGAAAGGAAAAACAGUAAAAAGAGAAAAUGGUAAUAAGGAAUAAAAAACAAGAAAAAAAUGUGUUCGCAUUUUUGUUAUAAUGUUAAUUUAGGUGACAAAGGUGAAGGAGAAAAGCACAUUGAAGUCCACUGAAUGUGUCCACAUGGAUGUAAAAAAUUCUCGAAAAGCAUCUAAAUUGAUUCAGUGUUUUUUUUUUCCUUUUUCCCGGCAAAAGAAAGCUUCCUGAGAGCCAACGCCAAGUUCAAAUGAUUGAAAAACACGCAAGAAGGUGAAAGGCAAAAGGAAAUCAUUCAAUUGACUUGAAAUGUGUUUUUUUGUUAUUCCUAUACUUGAGAGAUGAAAAUGCAGAAUGUUGAGAAAAAGGAAAGCAAAAUAAAAAAGUUCCAAAGUGUUCAUUCCGUAAAACACGCAAAACAUAAUAAUCUUAAAGCCAAGCAGAAUCACGUUAAACAGUAAAAAAGAAAUUUCACAAAAAUUACACAAAAGAGAAAAAUCUUUGCAAAAGAAAUAUAAGAAGAGAAAAAUAUCCUUAUUUUAUGUGUUGCUUCUUGAUGAAAGUUUCUUUUAUAAUAUUUAUAAUCUAUAUAUUUUUGUGGAAUUAAUUUAAAAAGAACAAAAAAGAAAUACCCUUUUUAACUUGUAAUAUUUGUCCUCUCUUUGUCCCAGCUGCAGCUCCUAUAUAUUUUUUUCUUAAUUAUAGUGAUUAUUAUAUUAUGAGAAAAUCCAGUUAUUGCAUAAGUAUUUUGUACAUUCAGUUCUCUAAAAAUAAUAUCUUUUUUAUCGAGACAAUUGCACAAUUGAGAGAUAAGAAAAAUUUAAUAAGAACAAAA
Phlebotomus papatasi is the source of this 7109-nucleotide messenger RNA. RefSeq names its product protein spitz-like. Gene Ontology annotation, biological process: epidermal growth factor receptor signaling pathway. Lineage: Eukaryota; Metazoa; Arthropoda; Insecta; Diptera; Psychodidae. The transcript has 6 exons. Gene Ontology annotation, molecular function: epidermal growth factor receptor binding; receptor ligand activity. The record is from RefSeq and is a predicted model, not a curated record. The coding region runs from base 948 to 1649 and encodes 233 amino acids.